This is a messenger RNA of Owenia fusiformis, 649 nucleotides long. The record is from the annotation of a GenBank genome assembly. Lineage: Eukaryota; Metazoa; Annelida; Polychaeta; Sabellida; Oweniidae.
UUAUUACAUGUACAUACAUGUAAUGUAUUUAUUAUUUGUAAAAUAUAUCUCUUACAAUCAUACUAUACAAUAAACAUGCCUAAGUUUCAGGCCUAUGAUUUAAAAAGAUUUACAUAAUCAUCAUUGUAUUUCUGCAAUACACAGUUCCAUUUGAAAUGAACUGCGCACUACGAGGAAUGCAAAGACUUCAAGACGAGGUUAAUCAGAAGUUAGCCCAAAUCGCACCCGGAUUCCAGAAUCGACCAAUCACCACAAAAACCAACAAAACCAAACAGAAGAAAGAGAAGAAGAUCCCCAAAGACAAAGACAUUAAGCACAAAACCAAAAAAGGUAAAAAAAAUUCACAUAGGUCUAGUAAGAAUUAUUUUUCCUCAAGUGAAUCCUCAGCAUCUUUAAGUUCAACCUCAGAUUCAAGCUCCGAGUCUUUGUCAAGUGAAUCAGAUUAUGAUACUGAGUCUGAAUCAAAUUCCUCUGAAUCAAAAUAUUCAAAAAAAUCAAGAAAGACCAAACAUAGAUCAAGCAAAAAAAAAUCAGGAAUAAAUCAAACCCAUUCAAAGUCUUGUAAAAAUCCUCAAAAAUAUCCUCAUAUAGGCCUCAAAUAUGAAUUUGCAAGAAUGAAUGUCAAAUACAAAGACCUAGACAUAAAUCU